Molecule: messenger RNA, 2973 nt
Organism: Anguilla anguilla (European eel)
Lineage: Eukaryota; Metazoa; Chordata; Actinopteri; Anguilliformes; Anguillidae
Product: follistatin-related protein 5-like
Exons: 17
Coding region: 379-2943 (854 amino acids)
Biological process (GO): multicellular organism development; cell differentiation; regulation of BMP signaling pathway
Molecular function (GO): protein binding; calcium ion binding
Source: RefSeq, a predicted model, not a curated record
ACUGUGAUUGCAUGCAAAUCCUCUCGGGACGCGGCCAGUUGGUGAGGGGUUGUGCGCUGGCAGCUUACAUCUCAGUGGCGGCGGAGACCCCAGAGAGGUGAGACUCGUCUCAACCAGAGCUGUCCAUUUAAGUACUGGUGCUGAAAUCUGAACCUGAAUUCCGUCUUGAAAUAAGGCUUAUAGACUGACCUUCGCGUUUCUCCUUCCCCCCAUACGUCGACUACAACUUGUCUCGAGGACUUUCACAAAAAAUGUGGAUCUGAUUUUGUGGAUUACUUCUGGGGAUACUGCUGUAUUUCAAACUGUUCUUGUGUCACGAUCUUGCUUUGUAUAACAUUUCGUUGGAAUAGGCGUGACUGGAUUUACAGGAAAAGCCCAAUGAGGACACACAGAUGGUGGGCGGCGCUUCUGUUGCUCGGGGUUGCCUCGCUGCCGGUGGCUGAGGGCUGGCCCGGCGAGGACGGGCACGGGCCCAAGAUCCGCCACCCCCUCGUGAGGUUCCGACACAAGCACGAUGGAAGUCCCGGCAGUCUGCACCUUAAAGGGCUCGCUGGCGCCGAUGGGCUCCGGGGGCCGUGUGAGAAUAAGUACUGCGGCUUGGGACGGCGCUGCGUGCUCAACGCCGAGACGGGCCGGGGGGACUGCGCCUGUCUGGACCACUGCCGCGUCCACUACAAGCCCGUGUGCGGGUCCGACGGACAGCUGUACCAGAACCACUGCGAGCUUCACCGGGCUGCCUGCCUCAAGCGGCAGAAAAUCACCACAGUCCACAGCGAGGAUUGCUUCUACAAAGGAGACAAAUGCAGACCCACUGACUACAGGAAGCUGAAGAACAAAAUGGUGGACGCGCAGAGGCAGAAGCACCUGAGAGAGGAGGACAACGAAGGGUGGAGCCGGGACAAAAUGGCGCUGAGGAGGAUGCUGGUGGAUCAGAUGUUCAAACGCUUCGACGUGGACGGGAGCGGCCUCGUGGACAGCACCGAGCUGUCGCUGAUAGUCAAACAGCAGGGCCCGUUCAAAGACUUCUCCGACUGCACGCCGUUUGACCUUCUGAAGUUCGACGACGGCAACGCUGACAAACACUUAUCCAAGGAAGAGUUCUACGUGGCAUUUGAGGUGUUUCAGCUGAGCCUGGCCAGCGAGCUGAAGUUCAGCGUGACCACCGCCAUGGUGGGGCAGAGCGUGGUGCUCACCUGCGGCAUCACGGGCACGCGUAGACCCCCCAUCGUCUGGAAGAGGAACAACCAGGUGCUCAACACCCUGGACCUGGAGGACAUCAAUAUCCCUCCACAGGAUUUCGGAGACGACGGCUCCCUCUACAUAACAAAGGUGACCACGACCCACAUGGGCAACUACAGCUGUCACGCCGAAGGGUACCCGCACCUCUCCCAGACCCACCUGCUGCGGGUCAACGUGCCCCCGGUUAUCCGGGUGCACCCGGAGAGCCAGGCUCGGGAGCCGGGCGUGACCGCCAGCCUCAGGUGUCACGCCGAGGGAAUCCCCGCCCCCAAGCUCACCUGGCUGAAGAACGGCGUGGACAUCACCACCCAGCUGUCCAAGCAGCUCACCCUGCAAGCGAACGGCAGCGAGGUGCACAUCAGCAACGUUCGGUACGAGGACACGGGGGCGUACACGUGCAUCGCCAAGAACGAGGCCGGCGUGGACGAGGACAUCUCCUCGCUCUUCGUGGAGGAUUCCGCCCGCAAAACACUGGCCAACAUUCUCUGGAGAGAAGAAGGUCUCGGGGUCAGCAACAUGUUCUACGUGUUCUACGAGGACGGCGUUAAGGUGAUCCAGCCCGUGCAGUGCGAGAUCCAGAGGCACAUCCGACCCAGUGAGAGGCUGCUGGGGCUGCAGCAGGAGGUUUGCCCAAAAUCUGCGGGCGACGCCGAGCAGAAGUGCGUCUGGGCCUCCGCGGUCAACGUGAAGGACAAGUACAUCUACGCCAGCCAGCCCACCCUCGGCCGCGUCCUGAUCGUGGACAUUCAGUCCCAGAAGGCCGUGCAGACCGUGAGCACCGACCCUUUCCCCGUGAAGCUGCUCUACGACAAGUCCCACGACCAGGUGUGGGUCCUAAGCUGGGGAGAUGCCCAGAAAACCACGCCCACCCUGCAGGUGAUCAGUCAGGCCAGCGGUGCCGUCCCCCACCACACGGUGCACACGCAGCCCGUGGGCCGCCGCUUCGACAGGGUGGAGGACUUCUUCAUCCCGCCCUCCACCCUCCUCGUCGAUCACGUCAGGUUCGGAUACGUCUUCCAUAAGAACGAGCCCGCGCUGCACAAGGUCGACCUGGAGACCAUGUCCACCGUGAGGAGCGUCAGCCUGCGGUCGCACGGCUGCGUGCCCACCUCCCUGGCCCACACGCACCUGGGGGGCCUGCUCGUCGUGGGCUGCAGGCAGGCCGCCACGGGCGCCGCCGGGCCCCAGCUCCUGCUGGACAGCGUGACGGACUCCGUGAUCGGGCCCAACCGGGACGUGACCGGCACCCCGUACGCCUCGCCGGACGGGCGCUACCUGGUCGCUGUGGACGACGCGGGCGGCCUGCUGCGGGUCCAGCCAGUCUCGGAGCGGGGCGAGGUGGGCGAGCCGUACGACAUCCACACCAACCUGCACGUGUCCGACCUGGCCUUCCAGCCCUCCUUCACCGCCGCCCGGCAGUACCACGCCUUCGCCAGCUCGGGCCGCCAGACGGACGCGCUGUACGUGGAGCUGGCCACCGGCAACCUGCGCAUGAUCGAGAGCCUGCGGGAGCCCACCGGCGCCGCCGACUGGCCCUGGAGCGGGCGCAACCGCGUCAUGGCCGGCAGCGGCCUGUUCGGACAGUACCUGAUGACCCCCGCCCGGGGGUCCCUCUUCAUCCUGGACGGCCGGCUCAACAAGCUGAACUGCGAGAUCACAGACGUCCUGAAGGGGAACACGGUGGUGUGGGUGGGGGACGCGUAGGCCCCCCCCUCCCCCUCCCAACCACCCCAU